This is a messenger RNA of Lolium perenne, 3862 nucleotides long. RefSeq names its product auxin response factor 11. Gene Ontology annotation, cellular component: nucleus. Gene Ontology annotation, molecular function: DNA binding. The record is from RefSeq and is a predicted model, not a curated record. Gene Ontology annotation, biological process: regulation of DNA-templated transcription; response to hormone. NCBI's taxonomy places the organism in Eukaryota, Viridiplantae, Streptophyta, Magnoliopsida, Poales, Poaceae.
CCCCAAACCCCAAACCCCAAAGCAGCACACCAGCAGAACCCCAUUGCAGAGAGGUGAGGCGCGCGCGCAGGCAAAAGGCGAGGUACGUACGCCGGAAAGGGGGAGCACGACCGGCCUGAGACUGCUGCGAGCGAGAGCGCGCGUCCACCACCUCCCGCCGUAUCAUUGCCCUCUACUACCUCUACGCCGCUAGCUGCCCAGGACCAUCCUACUACGUACUCUACCACCACCACCACCACCACCUCCUCCGCGCGUGCUCCCGGGCCUAGGAGCUCCGACCUCCCGCGGCUUUGCCUUUUCCACCAGAGCGAGCGCCCACCAUUCCCCUGGCGUCGCCUCUUUUAUACGGACCCGGCCUGGCUGGCUUCUUCCACGACUCCUCCUUGCCGUCGUUCUUGGAGGCGCUGCUGGACACCGCACUGUUCCCGGCGCUCCCUGCUCGCUGCUGGAGAAGGUGCUCUGGUUUCUGAGUCGACUGAUUGGUUGAUGGCAGCCUCGCGCGUCUAAGCAGCUCGCUUAGCAUUUGUGCAUCCCGCUACUACAGCUCUGCCUCGGUUCAGCAGCGGUUCUUGAGCUUCGUCGCCUCAGAAACAGAGCACCUUUGGGAGAGAUGGCGGCCUCGCAGGAGAAGCCGCAGCAGACCUUCGGCGUCCUCAGGAACGCGGCGGCGCUGCUCGACGAAAUGCAGCUCAUGGGAGAGGCGCAGGGCGGCAAGAAGGUGAUCAACUCCGAGCUCUGGCACGCCUGCGCCGGCCCGCUGGUGUGCCUGCCGCAGCGGGGCAGCCUCGUCUACUACUUCCCCCAGGGCCACAGCGAGCAGGUCGCGGCGACCACCAGGAAGAUACCCAACUCGCGCAUCCCCAACUACCCUAAUCUGCCGUCCCAGCUGCUGUGCCAAGUCCACAACAUCACCAUGCAUGCUGACAAGGACACCGAUGAAGUCUACGCACAGAUGACUCUUCAACCAGUUAAUUCUGAAAGUGAUGUGUUCCCAAUUCCAUCUCUCGGUAGUUACACCAAAAGCAAGCACCCAGCGGAGUACUUCUGCAAGAACUUGACCGCGAGCGAUACGAGUACGCACGGCGGCUUCUCGGUGCCGCGAAGAGCUGCAGAGAAGCUCUUCCCACAGCUGGAUUACUCGAUGCAGCCCCCGAACCAGGAGCUUGUCGUCCGGGAUUUGCACGACAACAUGUGGACAUUCCGUCACAUUUAUCGUGGGCAGCCGAAGCGACAUCUUCUAACAACUGGAUGGAGUCUCUUUGUUGGCGCCAAACGGCUUAAAGCAGGGGAUUCUGUCUUAUUUAUCAGGGAUGAGAAGUCACAACUACUUGUGGGCGUUAGGAGGGCGACUCGACAGCAAACAGCAUUGUCAUCAUCGGUUCUGUCCACUGAUAGUAUGCACAUCGGUGUUCUUGCUGCUGCAGCUCAUGCAGCAUCUAGCGGUGGCUCAUUUACUAUCUACUAUAAUCCUAGGACGAGCCCGUCGCCGUUUGUAGUUCCUGUAGCAAGGUACAAUAAGGCCAAUUAUAUCCAACAAUCUGUUGGCAUGAGAAUGGCUAUGAUGUUUGAGACAGAGGAGUCAAGCAAGCGUAGAUACACUGGUACAAUUGUGGGAGUUAGCGACUCUGAUCCCAUGAGGUGGCCCAACUCCAAAUGGCGCAAUUUGCAGAUUGAAUGGGAUGAACAUGGAUAUGGAGAAAGGCCUGACCGUGUGAGCAUAUGGGAUAUUGAAACUCCAGAAAACACUCUAGCGUUCCCUUCUGCAGCACUUAAUUCAAAGCGACAAUGCCUGCCUGGUUAUGCAGUACCUGGGCUGGAACUUGGAGCUGCAAAUAUGUCAUCAUUUCAGAGGGCACCAGGAAUUCCAUACGGUAACUUGCAGCACAUGCCAGCCGUUGGAUCAGAAUUGGCUAUGAUGAUGCUUCUCAAUCAAUCUGGCCAAAACCUUGGGACUCCAGUUAGCUACCACCAAUCCUCUUAUUCUAGUAUUAUUCAAAAUGUGAAGCAAAGCUACAUGCCUCCUUCAACAUUUGGUAAUUCCACUGGUUCAACAAAGAAUGAAAGCAUGCCUUCAAACGAAGCUCAGCAGCAGUUGAAUACUCUUAAGAUGCAGAGAGGUGAUCUCGAAAGCUGUGAAGCUCUGCCUGUCAUUGAUCCAAUAUCUUUUUCAGAGUUAAAUGUCGCAGCAAGAAAGACAAGAAACACAGAGACAUAUCCAAGCCAGAGCAUUUCAGAGCAGCAUGGCAAGGGUGAGCCUAGAGCCAAGACUCGUAAGAGCAAGAAAGGUUCCUCUCGCAAAGCCAUUUCAGAGAACUCUGAACUUUCUUCAGCACCUUCACGGGUUUGUGAUGACCAGCAGCAUGGUUUAGAAGGAAAUCUGCUUGAUGGCGACACUGCACAUGUUAAGCGUGGUAGUAAUGAAGAUUCAUCUGGUGCACUUACUCAGGGCAAUCUAUCUGUACAGAUGCAAGGUCAGCUGGUCGAAGAGAAUGGACUGCUAUCACCACCGAAGUUAGGAUCAUCAAUAUCACCUGACGGAGGGAAGUCAGUCAACUCAUUUCCUAACCAAGGUUGUUUUUCACAGUUCUUCGAUGGUCUGGAUUGGAUGAUUCAGCCUUCAUAUUACCAAGAAUCCAGUGGCAUUCAGUCAGUCAGUGCAUCAGAGAACAUUUUCAGCCCGUCUGCUGAUAUACCGUCCACAAUAAACACCGAUACAUUGGAGACUUUUCAGAACUCUUGCCUCUCAGACAGCUUUCCUAAUUCCAUACAGGACUUCAUCGGCAGCCCGGAUCUGAACUCACUUACAUUUUUGUCACCUGAUAUGCAAAAUUUCGAUGUCCACCAUGACGGAAGCAACCUUCCAAGCACAUCCAACUCAUAUGUACAAAUGAGCUUUUCUGAAGAUAGUGGAACUCAGAUGGAGUCGAUCCAGAGAAGCAUGAAUAACACCUCAUGCUCUCAACCACAGACUACCGAUGGCUUUGACUUGGGGAUGUACUCUAGGCUGCCAAGUCUAAAAGAAUCUCAAGUUUUGUCUCUGCCAGAAAUCCAUAACAGUUCCAGGGGAACAUCAGUUUGCAGCAUGGAUGCGACAACCGAGUACAGCAUGGAGCGAAGUGGAAAGCCUAUGAAACCACCGGUGCGGACAUACACAAAGGUUCAGAAGCUAGGAUCCGUUGGAAGAUCUAUAGAUGUGACACGGUAUAGAGAUUACCGUGAGCUGAGAUCAGCCAUCGCAUCCAUGUUUGGACUCCAGGGGAAACUUGAGCAUCCUGCUAGUUCAGAUUGGAAGCUUGUAUAUGUCGACUACGAAAACGAUGUCCUUCUCGUCGGUGAUGAUCCAUGGGAAGAAUUCAUCAACUGCGUCAGAUGCAUCCGGAUCUUAUCGCCAUCAGAAGUGCAACAAAUGAGUGAGAAUGGCAUGCACGUCCUGACUGACUGCAUCCAAACAGACCAGUAGGAUCACCACUAUCCUUGAUGUGCCUGCAAAUCAAAAUAAAGCAGUGGUUGAUUAAGCUAGAGGUGUAUUUUGGAUACGAUGCCUUAGUUAACCGUAGGCUGAUUUACUGACAGUGUAUUUGGUAGAGAGAUUUACCACUGUUUGUGCCGUGCUAGUUUUCUGGAGUGAGGGAAAGCAGAUAGAGAACAAACAGUUCCAUCUUUCCCAAGAGGACCACACAAUUCUGAAGAACCCCAUGCAGUUGAAUUCUACCUCCAGUGUCUUUGAUGAGAUUUUGUCUUGAUGUUCUGAAUCAAUACAAGUAAAUGUUAGAGCUGUUGUGUUUGGUUUGGCAGUUGUAAACUUCACUUGUGUAGAUCUUGAUUGGCGAUGAAUGGUCUACUUAGCACUCACUUACACUAA